Molecule: messenger RNA, 2084 nt
Organism: Ylistrum balloti
Lineage: Eukaryota; Metazoa; Mollusca; Bivalvia; Pectinida; Pectinidae
Product: katanin p80 WD40 repeat-containing subunit B1-like
Exons: 18
Coding region: 75-2084 (669 amino acids)
Biological process (GO): microtubule depolymerization; microtubule severing
Cellular component (GO): katanin complex
Molecular function (GO): microtubule binding
Source: RefSeq, a predicted model, not a curated record
AAUGAACUUUUGUAACGUUUCCACAGAGAAACCAAUAGGCUAACUGUGCUUGAAGAAACCUUAUAGAACUUAAGAUGUCACAUACUAAAAGAGCAUGGAAACUUCAGGAGUUUGUGGCCCAUGGUGCCAAUGUGAAUUGCCUUGCUAUAGGACACAAGUCCGGCCGGGUGAUGGUGACUGGAGGGGAAGACAGAAAGGUCAAUUUAUGGGCUGUAGGCAAGCCCAACUGUAUCAUGAGUCUGACGGGGCAUACAACUCCAGUAGAAGCAGUACGCUUUGGCCAUGAAGAGGAAAUUGUACUAGCAGGAUCAGUGUCAGGAGCCUUGAAAAUAUGGAACCUAGAAGAAGCAAAAAUAAUGAGAACACUUACUGGUCACAAUUCAAGCAUUAAGAGUCUGGACUUCCACCCAUUUGGAGACUAUGCUGCUUCAGGGUCUAUGGACUGCAAUAUAAAGUUAUGGGAUAUACGACGAAAGGGAUGCAUCUACACAUAUAAAGGUCACACAAACUACGUCAACUGUGUACGCUUUAGUCCUGAUGGCAAGUGGAUAGCUUCAGCCAGUGACGAUGGACUGGUGAAGAUAUGGGACAUCACAGCUGGUCGAAUGCUGACAGAGCUUUCAGAACACACAGGGCCUGUCAAUGUUGUAGAAUUUCACCCAAAUGAACUGUUGAUUGCCUCAGGCAGCUCGGACAGAACUGUAAAAUUUUGGGACUUAGAGACGUUUAAGAUGGUAUCAACAACAGACGGAGAUUCAACGCCUAUCAGACGGAUAUUUUUCCAUCCUGAGGGUCAAUGUAUGUUUAGUGGAGGUCGUGACACAAUGAAGGUUUAUGGAUGGGAACCUGCAAAGUGCUUUGACUCUAUCCCAAUGAGCUGGGGUGAGGUGGCAGAUAUAGGGGUGGCUCAGAACCAGCUGAUAUGUGCUUCGUUUAGUAAGACAAAUGUGUCCAGUUUUGUGGUAGAUUUACAGAGAGUGAAGCCUUGUGGCACUGUGCCUCAUUCUGAUAGUCCUCCCAGUCCUUCUAUAGGUGUGACGGCUCAUAAUCAGUCUAAGAGCAGUAGUGGUAGAAGGAGUUUCAUCACAGAACGACCUCCCACCUCAUCAACAAGACAGGCAAGUGUACCUAAAGAAGAGGCUGAAGAACCAACACAUGACAAGGAUGAUGGAUCAGAUGAAUCUGUUGCAGACAUACAGAACCCCAAAGACUACCAGAGCAUAUUCCAAACAAAGUCCAAGAUCUCACGCUCUCCCACUAGGCAGUCACCCUUCAUGCCACCUCCUGAGGAUGGUCAACCCGAUGUAUUCCCUGUACAUCAGCCAGCUCCUACUCCAGCCCCAGCCACACAGCGGACAAAGCCAGUCUCCAAGACUACCAGCAAACCAAGUACUGUUUCCAAAACACCAAGUGCAACUCCAGUUGUCAAACCUCAAGUGUCUAAUUCUACUCCAAAGCCUAACCCAACACCAGUACCACCACCAAAAGAGCCUGAUCCUGUACCUGGAAUUGCUGCAGAAGACUUCUUACCUAAAAAUGGCUCGGCAGCAAGUGGAGAGCCCGAUGAGGACACUGUUAUUGGUGCUGUUUCCAAAGGACAUGGUGCAAUGGCACAAGUGAUGUCAAGUCGCAGUAAAAACAUACAGAUUGUGAGAGCUAUGUGGACCAGUGGAAAUACCAAGACUGCUGUCGACUCUGCCAUUAGUAUGAAUGACCUAGCUGUAUUAGCAGAUUUAUUUAAUGUUCUUAACCUCAAAUCGGGACUCUGGAGUCUAGAUCUAUGUGCUACCUUACUGCCUCACAUCAAAGAUUUGCUGAAGAGUAAAUAUGACAGUUAUGUUAUGACAGCCUGUAAUUCCUUAAAAAUUAUCCUGAGAAACUUCGGGCCUGUGAUUAAAUCAAAUCUAACUGCUCCCCCAUCAGUGGGUGUUGAUAUCUCACGAGAGGAGAGGUAUAGGAAGUGUAAUGCCGCAUAUAGUGUUAUUUUACAAAUUAGAAGUGACAUGGACAAGAGAAAGAACCUUCAGGGGAAAGUUGGCACUGUUUGGCGUGAACUACAAAUCCUUAUGAACAACUUGGAAUAG